Anthonomus grandis grandis is the source of this 9671-nucleotide messenger RNA. RefSeq lists its product as uncharacterized. Gene Ontology annotation, biological process: mitotic spindle organization; regulation of mitotic cell cycle. The record is from RefSeq and is a predicted model, not a curated record. Gene Ontology annotation, cellular component: mitotic spindle. The transcript has 40 exons. Bases 516 to 7409 code for a protein of 2297 amino acids. Lineage: Eukaryota; Metazoa; Arthropoda; Insecta; Coleoptera; Curculionidae. Gene Ontology annotation, molecular function: protein binding.
GUUUUAUUCAGUUGAAUUUCGAUACGAGCGAAGUAAAGGUGUGCACGUUACUUUCAUUUUGUUUCGCGUUUUGCCUUUUUUUAUAAUAACUAAUUAACCGUUUCUGUUUGCUUGUUAAUUGUUAAUAAUUAUUUAAGUGUUAAUUUGGAUCGAUAUACUUUGGCCAGAAAUUGGGCUACUGUAUAGUUAGUGAAAAUAAGCUGUAUUUACUGAAUAUCGGGCGGUGGUGCUUUAAAGGAUUUAGUGCUAAGGAUUUGUUCUUUGAGAAAAAUAUGUGAAAUUUUGGUGAAAUCAAAAUGUCUUCUCAGGUGUAAAACUGGUAUUCACGUGGAUGUUCGACACCCCCGGCUCAAACGACACCGUCUAAAAAAACAUAAUUAUUUAUCACAUUUUAACCAUAUUUAUUGAAAAUAAAUUACGUGGUCCAGCAGAGAUUUACGUAUAAGUUUUUGUGCUAGUUAACGUAUUUGAAAGAUUAUACGUUAUUUUUAACACCAAGACCGUAAAUUUCAAAGAUGAUGCCAAGGAAUUCCUCGCCAGUGAUUGAAAGGGAGAUAAUCUGUACCUACAAGAUUAAGCUAGAAAAAGUCUUGGGGGUAACAGUUCCUAGCAAUGCAGCAUUAGCUAAUGAUAACAAUGGAAUUGUAGCCUAUCCCGCUGGAUGUACGGUUGUAUUAUUCAACACUAGGACACAGCAACAAAAUCACAUAAUCAAUACUAGUCGAAGAACUAUCACAUCACUUGCAUAUUCGUCCUGUGGGAGGUACAUUGUCACAGGAGAAUGCGGCCAUCAACCAGCUGUUCGUGUGUGGGACCUUCAGUCAGAUCCGCAGUCGGUCCAUCCGGGUUUAGCCUCACAGCCUCAGCAAGUUGCCGAGUUUAUGGGCCACAAAUAUGGAGUCAACUGUGUGUCGUUCUCACCUAACAACAAAUAUGUAGUUAGCGUUGGUACUCAACAUGACAUGAUUGUAAAUCUAUGGGAUUGGAGGAAUAACAUUAAAGUUGCUAGUAAUAAAGUCAGUACCAAAGUGAAGGCAAUAGCGUUUGCUGAGAAUGGAAGUUACUUCGUUACAGUUGGGAAUAGGCAUGUGAAAUUUUGGUUCUUGGAUAGUGGUAAAAAUAAGUACAAAGAAGUGGUACCUUUGAUGGGUAGAUCAGCCAUAUUGGGCGAGCAAAGAAACAAUUAUUUCUGUGAUGUAGCAUGUGGCAAAGGAGAAUGUGGUAAUAGUACGUAUGCGAUAACUAGGUCAGGAUUAUUGUGUGAAUUUAAUAAUAGGCGAAUAUUAGAUAGAUGGGUAGAAUUAAGAACAACUAGUGCCAAUUGUAUAACUGUAGGAGAGAAGAAUAUUUUCGUAGGAUGUGCCGAGGGGAUAAUUCGGUGUUUCGACCCCAGUACUCUAGUAUUUAUCACUACAUUGCCUCGAUGUCACUAUUUGGGUGUGGAUGUUACUUUUGGAACUAGUAUACAACACAUGGCAUCUCCACCACCGGAUGCCAAAUAUCCGGACACCAUGGCGGUCACCUUUGAUGAAACAAAUCACAAACUGACUGCAGUAUAUAACGAUCAUUCCGUAUAUAUUUGGGAUGUUUUAAAUAUUAAAAGGGUGGGAAAGUCAUUUUCCUUCUUGUUUCACUCUGCGUGCAUAUGGGGUGUAGAAAUGGCCCCACCCAACAGCCCCUUUCCUCCUGGCAGUUUUUUGACUUGCAGUUCUGAUGACACGAUCAGGGUGUGGACUCUGGAUAAAAUGUCGGAGCAGAGCAGCCGGGGCAUAUAUCAGCAAAAUAUUUAUAGCAAUGAACUUCUCAAAGUAGUAUAUGUAGAUAAAGACUUAUCCUUCAUAAAAGACUUAGACAUAUCAGGGACUGUUAGCAAUGAAAAGCAGACAGAACAGACAUCUUAUGAUGGGAAAAAUGGUGUGCGAUGCAUCAGGAUUAGUCCGGAUGGAAAGCAUUUGGCGAGUGGAGACAGAUCUGGUAACAUAAGGAUCCAUGACACAACACAGAUGAAAGAGCAAUGCAAAAUCGAAGCCCAUGACAGUGAAGUAUUAUGCUUGGAGUAUUCCGCCAAUGAUUCUAAGCACAGUUUAUUAGCCAGCGCUAGCAGGGAUAGGCUUAUCCAUGUGUUUGAUACUAAAAGUGAUUACGACUUUGUUCAAACAUUAGAUGAUCACUCAUCGAGCAUAACGGCCGUUCGAUUUUUAAGCCAUCCGAACAACCAGAUUCAAAUGGUGUCUUGUGGGGCCGACAAGAGUCUCAUAUUCAGAUCAUUAUCAGAUUAUAAUGGCAAGAUUCAAUUCACUCGAGAUCAUAACGCAACAGGAAAAACGACGCUGUACGACAUGGAAGUGGACACCGGUCAGAAACACGUUCUGACUGCGUGUCAGGACCGAAAUGUCAGAAUUUACAAUGUUAACACUGGCAAACAUACGAAAACUUUUAAAGGGAGCACUGGAGAUGACGGGACACUUAUAAAGGUUGUACUAGAUAGAUCUGGCAUCUACUUGGCAACAUCUUGCACAGACAAGAGCCUCUCAGUGUAUGACUACUACUCGGGAGAAUGUAUGGCCACAAUGUGCGGACACAGUGAAUUAGCAACAGGAUUAAGGUUUACAAACGACUGCAAACGGUUAAUUAGUGCCAGUGGGGAUGGAUGUAUAUUUGUAUGGAGGAUACCUCCUGAUAUGGUGGUAACGAUGAAAGCUCGGUUAAGUCAACAGGCAAUGCGGCAGGGUAGACCUUUGGAGACGGCAUUGCUCCAGGAUAGUACAAUGUUUGAGCAAAACGAAACCAUUUCCAGCGUUGAUACUAACUAUAGCUUUAGCAUAGGACAACUACCAAAGUGGGCUAAAAAACAGUUGACAGAAGAGUACAGUCCUCCUCCAAACAUCAGCAAAGGAGUUAGUACACCCAAGGGCAGAUGGGCCCAACGGGCCGAAAACACUAUGGGCGGCCAGUCGUUCUAUAGUCAACCGUUGCAAUAUCCAACUAUGGAUAAGAGGUUUGAUUCUGAUGGAUCAAAGGACAGUUCAUUGGAUAGCGGUACUGAAGUGAAAAUGUACAAAGAGGCAAAAAAAGAGUCCAUGACAAUUAGUGCAAAGUUAUCGCAAAACAUAACAAUAAGAGAUACAACUAGGAGAGGGAUUAUGACUGACGAUAGUGCCAUUGGCGAUGUAGAAUCUAUGGCUCACGAUGGCGAUUUGGAUAGUGACAGUGAAUACCGAUCUAGGCCUUUAUAUUAUCCUUCCUCGGUUGGUUCGCCAAGUGGGAACGAGUUUACUGUGACAAACGUUGAUGCAGACGAACUGAGAAAAUCGCAAAGAAAAAAGAAAAUACCAAAUAUUAUGAUCCAGCAAGCGUCUACGGGAACAUACGAUUCGGAGGACGACGAUGAUGAUUCUGACUGUUCUACAUUGAUCUCGCUGACCCAGAGAUGUACUAAGGGCAAUAUCAUUGAGGAAGUACACAGAUACAGAAAUGUUGACUUCAAGAGACCGCGUUUAAGUUUCUUAAGAGACCAAGCCUCAACGCCUUCGGGUGACGCCACGGAUAGAAAUCCUAUGUCACUGUUUUCAGUCAGUUCAGAGUCACUAGAUCAAAUCGUCAACAGGGAGAGGUACCUUCAAUCAACUUUUGAAAGUAUGUCAGGGACUGAAACGGAACAUCAUACGCCAAGCAACAAAUCAUCUUUUUCCUCCAAAUUUCUCACGAAUAGUGGAAAUCGUGCGGAUGGUAACAGUAGCUCAGUGAAACGAAACGAUCCUGAAGCUUUAAAGAAACGACAAGAACUAAGCAAAAGGAUAGCUGAAACUAAGAAAAAACUAGAAAGUGUCGGCCAUUCCAGUCCUUUAAGAUACAGUCAGUCGAUUCACGACCUCAGCCACAUUCCCGAGAAGGACAAAUGGUCCAGGAAACAAGAGCCCGUAGAUUGUUGUUCUACUAACACCUCAACUAACACCGCUACUAGAGUUGACGCAACAUGCAACGUAUGCAGUACGUCCGGUUCGGAAGUGCCUGUUAGCAAAAGCACACCGAUAAAUUUACAGUUGUGCGGCUGCUACAUGAUCGAUAUCGAGAAGAACACCUCGAAUCUAAAUCAGAUUUUCGAAAGUUCCAAAAACGCGUCGAAAAUUUCGCAAUUUUUAAAUUUGUCGUCGUUAACUUCCUCGUCCCCGUUCGAUCCGGAAAGCCAGCAGUUCCGCGAUUGCUUGGAGCAGGCGACUAAAAGUCCCGAAAAAAGUUUAAGCGAGUUUAUCAGACCGAGGAAGUUGAAGCUCGAUAAGACUUUGACGAAAUAUAAAAUGCAUAAGAGUCUCCCGGUGAGUCCCGUGAGUGAAGAGAGACAAUUUGCUGAUUACGUAGAGCAGAAGAAACAUCAGGAGGCGCAACAGAGACAGAGUUUCAGUUAUUUUUUGGAUUUCGAUUCAAAAUCGACCGACGAAGGCUUCAAACAAAUCUGCAGCGAUAUCGAGAAGUUUAGUCAAGAUUUCAGCAGGCAAUAUGAUCAAAUUGACAAAGAUUUUUGCGAUAAAAACAUGAAGCCAGAAGAAAACGCUGAUCAAAAAACUGGCGAUGACGAGGAUUCAAAUUUUAGUUCAGAUUCUUUGGAGGAUUACAAUUUCUUCUCGUAUUCCACGAAAAGAAGUAAAAAAACUGUUCCACCUAGAAGAUGCGUUUCUAAUAAUGAAAUAUACCGGUAUCAAGAGGAAUAUAUAGAAGAAAUUCCUAAGAGUGAGUCUUUCUUCCUAAAUCAAAAUUACUCGGCACAUGGCAGCCAAGAAAGCAUCCUGUCUGACGAAAAUAAUUUAGAUUAUGAUUACUACACUGGUCCUACUAAAAGUUACUGUAAUAGUUUAGAAAGUGUCUUAUCGAACGAGAGUGAUUGCAAGAGUGCACCUUUAGAAGUACUUUUUGAAGAUAAAAGAAAGCAGUUAAUAUCUGAAGCCAAAUACUAUAUGCCACACUCACAGAGUCUUCCCAAAAACAUAUCAUCGCAAUUCGAGGCGGAGCUGUCCUCAAGUCUUCCUAAGAAUUUCGUAGAACAUUCUCACACUCCUUCCAGUAGUUGCCAAAUUAACAAAAAAGUUAACACAAAUCAAAAAUGCAUUGACUGUUUUAAAACUAGAGGACCGGUGAAAACGUGCCAAACCCAAACUGAUUUUGAGACGCCUCAGGAGAUCGUUGCUAAAAAGGGCAGCAGGGGAUCUGAAGAUUUCCAAAAAAAACUCUUGAAGUUUGAGAGUAGCAUUGCUCAAGUUUCGGGAAAAAGACCGGUAGCGUUUUUUGUUGAAGGCAGCUGUGCCUCCAAAGUAAAAACUAUGAAAGCAAGUAAAGAAAAUAUGCCCGUUAAGUCUUCGAAAAAUUCAAAAUUAAAAAAUGACAAUAUGGACAUGUGUAUUCCAAGUCUAGCUCAAAAGAACAAGCAAUACAAAAGUAAGUUUUGUAAUGUGCUCAAUAACAAACCGGAUCAGAAUUUGGAUAUUUUUGAGGAAAAGGGAUACAUUAACAAGAAUAGCGGCAAUAGUUUUACUUUAUCCACGAUUAACUUUGAGAAGAAUACUAAUAGGAAUAACGUACAGGAAACUUCAAGCUUAGACAGGCAUCUAUUUGCAAAAGGUCUACUUAAUAACAGCGAGAAAAUUACACAUAAACCUCCCAAAGCUGUAAGGAGGCAUAGCUCGAAAAAUCGAAAAGGAAAAACGACUUACGAAUAUAUCAGAAAAGAAGAUUUUUAUAAGAAUAAUUGUGGACAAAGCGAGGGAAAUAAGAUACUAAAUAAUCAUAAAAGGGAAUUCCAAGAGUUGGUACUCACGGGAGAGAACACCAUAGAGUUAUGCUUCAAAGAGAAAAAUGUCGAUAUGGAUGUUGAGGCGAGUUCAAGCUUAGUAAAAAGCAGUUUUAAGUGUGGAAACGUGACAGAAAAUAUCUCCAGGGAUUACUUCCAAAAAACCGAUCAGCAAAACACAAUUUUAACUGAACUGUACGACAGUUUGGACAAAAAAUCGCCUCCGUCCCGAAUGGAUCUCGAUUCUUUAGACGUCAAUCUAAAUAAUCCGAGCCAGUUGUCUUCUGAUACCGAGUCAACCAAAAAUUUAUUUGAUAGUUUAGAAUUUAAUUUGUGGAAUAAGAAUGCUUCUCUUAGUAAAAAUACAGCUCAGCAAGUUGAGAAAGUUCUGAAAAAGCAGAUUGAAAUCAAAGAAACUUAUAGUGAGCAAGAAAACAUCGAAUGCAAGCUUUCCCCGCAGGACAAGAUAGCGACCGCCCUCCAUAACAUAAAAAUCUUAAACGAAAUACAACGAAAAAUUCAAAAAAUCAACAAUCUCGUAGAUAUAUACAAGAAAAACGUAUCGAAGAGUAAAGUCAAAGCUUUGUCCUCAAUGUACGAAAGUCUGACGACGUCUCAGAGUUACUAUAACGACUUGACAAAACUGCAGGCAACUCCCAUGAAAUUUAGACGGAGGAAUUUGAGUUUGCCGUGUUUUGUGGAGCGCAGACUAAAUUAUGAGCGUAGCAACGGAAAUAAUCUGAAUACUAGAAUAGAUGGAAGAGAAACGAUAUCGCAGGAUAGAAAAAUUAAAACAGAUGAAGAUAAGAAACCUGCUCCACCAGCCAGAAUAACUCCCCGCUACGUGAAAAACAACUCGAUGAUGCGAAGUAAGUCUAGCGUGGUUCUGAAUCAGCAGUCAGAUUCAGAAAACGAUUCCCAGGAAAAGAAGAUGUCCAGACUUAUGAGGCCAACAAUCAGUUCAAAUAAUAAGAUGAACCAAAAGUCGCUGCAUAACAGAAAGAAGCAGUCCUACUCGACAAGUAAUAUUAAUCAAAUCGGCAUAGACACACUGUCUACUUCAGAGGACGAAGAAAUGCCGAAGAAACCUCAAGUGCCUCCUCGAAUGAGCAGGCAGCAAAGUUUCGAAAAUGGACAUUCUUCCAGGAAAUAUAUGACCAAUAAGGAAAGUAAACCAGCUACACGGCACUCGAUUCACUUUGAUGAUACUUUAACCAACGACGAUUUCGAUCUAUCGAGUGAGAGUGUCGAUCUGUCAUCUAUUGAGUUUUCAAAUCAACUUUGUGAAGAUGUCAGUAGGAAACUGGUAGCGACGGCGGAUAACGUUGCCAGAAUUUAUCAAAAGCUCCGAGAAAAUGAAGAUGCGGGAGAUCCACAGCCAGAAGCGUUGGAUUGUAUUAAGAUGUCUCUUAUAAAGACGCAUAAGGUGGUCCAUGACUGUAUUUUCAACGAACUGAAGCAAAACAACGGAAACAUGGACGUGAACCAAACCGAUGCCAUUAAAAAACUCCACGACCUCGUAUCCAAAGGUGCGAGCGGCUCCGGAUCCGUCAUAGACUUGAUGCAGCAAUACUCCGACAUUUUAUUAGACAUUAUGCAGCAAAAGAUCCAUUCGGCCAAUAUUUGAUAUCCGGAUGAGCCUGCUGGGAUAUUUUUCGAAUUAGUUUUAUAAGUUGAGGAAUUUUUACAUACCCCAGUAUGCACUCUGGAAUGAAGAAGGUGGGAAGUUAAUACUUAAUAAGCUAAAAAAUCUUAUAUAAUAUACUGUGAUUUUAAUUCUUUUUUGUAUAUUAGAGAUAAAUAUGGUCGAAGGAAUUAAUGAAAACCAUUAACGAACGAUUGUUUAUUUUAGAGUAUAAAUAUUUUAUUGUCAUUACUUAUUGACGUUUAACUAUUCUUAUCUUUUAGUUGUAUAUCAGACAAAAUAUUUAAGGGUUGUCCGUCUCAAUACUGUUUCAAAUAAUAAACAUCACAGAUACUGUAAGCUUGACUUCUUAGCUAUUUUUCAAUGUAGUCUCCGUCAUUAUUAUUGCACUUUUUGAUUAGCUCCUGCAACUUUUUAAUACCCGCGUCAUACCACUGUCCCGCCGGUCAGUACAAAACGGAAUUGAUAACUGCCUUCACUGUCGCUUAAGAACUUCAUUCACCCAAAGUGCUAUUUCAUAGUAAUCAUUGAAGGCCAAAUCCCACCUGAAUUUGGCAAUAAAAUCGAUUGUGGUGUGGGGGAAAUUUCCUUGCAGCUGUAGAGCCUGGUGUAAUUUUGCAGCGUUGAUUGUUGUAUUUUUCAAUAUUUGCCUUUCCUGUCCCAAUAUACGGAAACCAUCAUUUCACCCGCUGACUACGUUUUUUUUAAGUUCCUGACACUUACAGAACCGGAAUGUCUUGAUUAUGCCUUAAUCUCUGGUAUCAAAUUAUGGUUUCCAGUUACAAUUAAAUUUUAAAAAAUCCUUUUCUAACCCUUUUUCCGGUAACAGAGCAGCCAUUCGCAAGUAAGUACUUUCGAUGUGCUUCUUUUGGCAUUUAUCAGUGAUCAUCUGCGGUACCCCCACCUAUCACGCUAGUUUCUUUUGGUCACUGCCGAUCUGCAAGCAAAAGGUCCUCAGCCUUCUUCACUGUCUCUUCAGGAACUCGUCGUGCCCUCUGCGAACUCCCUGACAUAUUUUUCACAAUUGACCGGAACGUCGAUUCCUUCUCUCAAAGAGGUUGCAGAUUGGCCACAAUGGAAACGUAUGAAGUAAGAAACGCGGCGUUGUUGUCAGCUUGGACCCGCUCCAUAGCCUCACGACCGUAAUUUACGGACAACCCUCAUAGUUUUAACUAUCUACUGAACGAGUAUUAAUCGAUAAUAAUCUUUCGAUCAUUUUAUAGAAAUAUUGUGCAACAAUAAUUGGCUUUAAACGUUUUUUGUUAGUUUUUUUUUUAAUGUGAAUAGUAGUAAGUGAUCGAAAAGGGCCAAAUAAAUUGUGGAAAAUUACAGGGAGCGAAAUCACAAUUAAUUUGUGGCACGUGCAUGUUUGGCCCGGUAUUCUUAUGAAUUCAAAACAAUAUUAAUUACGAAGUUGAAUAAUAAUUAAAUCAUUCCAUUUUCUAUCGGCUGUCACCCCCGUAGAUAGGUAGAAAAUUAAAUAUUUUACUAAACGGUUUAACAUUAAGAUUGCGUGUAGUUGCUGCCAAAUAUUUUUUGACAGAUUCGCUUAAGUGUUAAAAAUUGUAGGUGAACGUUUAGGUAUUUUGCAAUGUUUUAUCCUUUUUAAUUACAAGAUUUCUAUUUAAAGUUGUCCGUUUGUAUUUAGAUUUUAGAAGUUUGUCCGAUUCCUACACCAAAAUAUUAAACAGUCAAAGAAUUUCGGUUAGGUUUUAGUGCAUUUUAUCGGUUCGCCAAAAAAAUUAGUAAGGAUUGUUCUGAAAAUUUUUCUGAUAAUUUGGUCUCGGGAUUGGACUACAUAAAAAAUGUUCAAGCCACAGGCAACAGUAAAAACAGUCAAUUCAAUUUUUUUAUAUAUCAGGAAAAAGGAAUUUUUCUACGCAUUAGGGAAUUGUUAAAAUGAUCACUUAAUUUAUUUAUGUUCUUAUGUUUUACAUUUUUUAGAUUUACUUUUAAGAUUUAUAGUCUUUUUUUUAUUAUGGUCCUUUAUAUUUAAGCCAAAUCGUAAUUAAACCUCAUUAUUAACGAUUUUUUUAUGUACAGGUAUUUUUUUAUUAAUUGUUAGGAAUAUGCUUUAUUAUAAUGUGUCGUGCAUCAAUUUAACGGUAACAUUGUAACGAUUUAAUUUAUAUCGGAAGAGGAUACAUAAUUGUUAUUUAUAUAUUAUAUCUGUAAUCUUCCAGACUGUAUUAAAUAAUUUUCUGAAAUUGUAGUUUCAAUAAUAAAGUUGCAUUAAUUCAUUAA